Molecule: messenger RNA, 682 nt
Organism: Onychostoma macrolepis
Lineage: Eukaryota; Metazoa; Chordata; Actinopteri; Cypriniformes; Cyprinidae
Gene: lyz
Product: lysozyme
Exons: 4
Coding region: 71-508 (145 amino acids)
Molecular function (GO): lysozyme activity
Source: RefSeq, a predicted model, not a curated record
CUUCCACCCUCCAUCUGAACUCCUCUUCAGAUAGCAGGUAUUGACUGAUUUUCUGAGCAGCAGUGCAAAUAUGAAGGUGGCGAUUGCAGUCUUGUGUCUGAUGUGGCUGUGCUCGUGUGAGAGCCGCACGCUGGGUCGCUGUGAUGUUGUCCGUAUCUUCAGGCAAGAGGGACUCGAUGGCUUUGAGGGAUUCUCGCUUGGCAACUAUGUGUGCACGGCCUACUGGGAAAGCAGGUUUAAGACCCAAAGAGUGCGUUCAGCUGACACCGGGAAAGACUAUGGGAUCUUCCAGAUAAACAGUUUCAAAUGGUGCGAUGACGGCACUCCAGGUGGAAAGAACGAGUGCAAAGUUCCCUGUUCAGAUUUGCUUCAGGAUGACCUGAAAGCUUCAGUUGAAUGUGCAAAGCUCAUUGUGAAAGCCCAAGGACUGAAAUCAUGGGACACCUGGGAUAGUUACUGUAAUGGGCGUAAGAUGGAACGCUGGGUGAAAGGUUGUGAGGAGCGCUAAUAAGCCCUUGAUUGCCUGCAAGGAGAUUUAAUUAUCUAUAAUGCCCUCAGAUUAUGUGCUAAUGCAUUUAAACUCUUGGUUGAUGUGAUUUUUAAAACUAAAAGACAUUGUCAUUAUUAACAUUUGUAACCUUGAUCUUGAGAUGUAUAUUAAAACGUCUUCCCAAAUUGUUAA